This is a messenger RNA of Pogona vitticeps (central bearded dragon), 3061 nucleotides long. RefSeq lists its product as uncharacterized. Gene Ontology annotation, biological process: regulation of immune system process; negative regulation of transcription by RNA polymerase II; regulation of cytokine production. Gene Ontology annotation, molecular function: DNA-binding transcription repressor activity, RNA polymerase II-specific; RNA polymerase II cis-regulatory region sequence-specific DNA binding. NCBI's taxonomy places the organism in Eukaryota, Metazoa, Chordata, Lepidosauria, Squamata, Agamidae. The record is from RefSeq and is a predicted model, not a curated record. Gene Ontology annotation, cellular component: nucleoplasm.
CCGCCGAAGAAGAAGCCAUCCCGGAGGCGAAGGUGGGGUGGGGGGCUUCCUUUGGGAUCCCCGUUGUGCUGGUUUCUCCCGCGCGGUGUUUGUCGGCCAGGUCGGGGGCCCCUGGAAGGCUGGCCCUUCCUUCCCUCCGGGGUCUGACGCCGUGCAGGCGCCGCCGCAGAGGAGCUGCUGGGGGAGAAAACAAGCCCGCCGCCUAAAGGUUCACACCGGCCUCCUCGUCGCCGUUUCUUGCAGGAUUUCGGGUCCGGCUGUGUUGUUUCCCUAGAGAGGAGCCGCCCCCCCCAUCCCGUCCCACUGAAGUCUGCCAUCCUGCAGGCGGGGUUCCUUGGGGCUGCGUUACUUCUGAGUAGACCACCUCCCUCGGAUUGCACAGUCCAGAGGGACAAGUCAAGACAGAAACAUGAUGAAGGAGGAAGAUCCUGGGGAUCCACCCAAAGGCUUGCAAGAUCACUGGGAAGCCCAAAGCCGCGAGAUCCUGGAGACUCCGGAGCCCAUUCACCCAGGAGAGGAGAGCCCGACAGCAUCGGACUCAGACCCAUGGGAUGACCCCAAGGCCUUCUUGGCUUCUUUUGAGCGAGUGGCCAAAGCCUGCCAGUGGCCCAGGGAAGAAUGGGUAGCCCAGCUCCUCCCAGCCCUGAGUGGAAUAGCUGAAGAGGCCUUUGAAACCCUGAAACCUGCAGACAGGGAGGACUAUGAGAAAGUGAAGGCCACCAUCAUGGAUGCACAUGCCAUGAAAAUGCAGAUGCAGUUUGGGUAUUUCUCUAGCCAGGAGGCUGAAGACCCCCGGACCUUUCAUUGCCAACUCCAAGAACUUUGGCACCGGUGGUUGAAGCCGGAGAGACGCAGCAAGGAGCAGAUCCUGGAGCAGUUCCUGGCCAGCCUGCCCUUGCAUCUCCAGAACUGGAUCCGAGCAGAAGGGCAGGACACAUGUUCUCAGGCGGUGGCCCUGGCGGAGGACUUCCUCGUGAGCCAGCAGAUCGCUCAGAGGAGGAAGUGGCAGAGGCCGAUAAAAGAAGAGUGUUUGGAUUCCCUAGAGAGAGAGGAAGAGGACCUUUCAAAUGCUGGUCGGACGCAGGCUUACAAAGUGGCUGAGCAAAGCAGUGAUUUCCUUGGGAAGGGAAGCCGAGUGAAGACAGAAAAUACUCAGUGGGGAAAAAAUGAAACAGAGGACAUCCCCAGGACAUCACUACAGAUAAGCCAAAGGAAUGUGCGCGAGAGAACUGAGAGGUGUGAGGAAAGAGGUGAAUCUGUAGAGGAAGAAGAGAAGCAGUCGGUCACGAGAGGGGAUGGAAGCCUGCAGCCUUCUAAAGUAGACUCAAAGGGAGAGACGUUGUGGUUCUCCAAGCACAGUAGAAGCUACCACUGUACGUUACAACUUGAUGUGUUUGAUUCCCAGGAGGACCACGAUGAAUGUGCCAACCCUGAAGAGGACGUCCGGGUCAAUUCAUACCCUAAGAAACAACAGCGAACAGUAAAAGGCAAAAGUAAAUCUGAAUUCUCUGAGGAUGGGCCAGGAGUUAAUCAGAUUCGCCAGACAGAAGAAAAAUCUGCCAGUUCUGAGCGGGGAAACCGGUUGAGUUCCACAGAAUCCCUUCAGAGAAACGAAGGUUUGGGAAGUGGGGAGGGACCAUUUGAAUGUCCCCACUGUAGGAAAUGCUUCAGUGAGAAAGAACAUUUGGCAAAUCACGAGCAACUUCAUAUUGGAAAGAAGAUUCCAGAAGGUCCCAUGUCUGGGAAAGUCUUUCCUUUGAGGCAAACGAUAAUGAGACUACCGGGAAUUAAUACAGGAGAAAAAACGGACAAAUGUUCUCAGUGUGGAAAAUGGUUCUGUGGGAGAGAAAACUUGAAAAGGCACCAGAGGAUUCAUACUGGAGAGAGACGGUAUAAAUGCCCUGACUGUGGAAAAAGCUGCAGUCAGAGCGGCCAUUUAAAGCUCCACCAGAGAGUUCAUACUGGAGAGAAGCCGUACAAAUGUGCUUGGUGUGGGAAAGACUUUGCUGAUGGAGGGAAUUUGAGGAAACAUGAGAGAAUUCAUACUGGAGAGAAACCCUACAAAUGCUCCUGGUGUGGGAGAUGCUUCACCGACGGAGGAACUCUGAAGCAAAGCUGCAGUCAGAGCGGCCAUUUAAAGCUCCACCAGAGAGUUCAUACUGGAGAGAAGCCGUACAAAUGUGCUUGGUGUGGGAAAGACUUUGCUGAUGGAGGGAAUUUGAGGAAACAUGAGAGAAUUCAUACUGGAGAGAAACCCUACAAAUGCUCCUGGUGUGGGAGAUGCUUCACUGACGGAGGAACUCUGAAGCAACACGAGAGAAUUCAUACCGGAGAGAAACCGUACAAAUGUUCCCAGUGUGGGAAAUGUUUCAGUGAAAGAGGAACUUUGAAGCAGCAUCACAGGAUUCAUACUGGAGAGAAACCCUAUGAAUGUCCUGACUGUGAUAAAAAAUUCAGAAAGAAAGGAGAUUUGUUGAGGCAUCAGAGAGUGCAUACACAGGAGAAAUAAUAAUUAAAAAAGGUAUCAAUAUGAGAAAUGUUUCAGUGGGGGGAGAGGCUUGAAAAAAAGAGAAUUAACACUGACUAUAUGAAGGUUCUCAGUGCAAGAAAACCUUCUGCCGGAGCAGAAAAAUGGAGGAAUUAAAAAAAAAUGAACAGAUUCAUCCAUCAGUUAAGUUUGAUUUUAAAAAUGUGAAAUGAUUAUGCUCUGGAGAAUUUCUUCUGGCAGUAUCCAGCGUGGUGGGCAGAGAUGCAUGGGGAAGGGUUUCUACUCCAUAACUUGCCUUCCGUGUACAUAUGAAUAGGGAGAUAAGAAGGUAAUCAGGUACUGGAAUCUUCCAACAGAGAGAAGAUUUUACUGGACUUCAAAGCAGCCCAGGAGGAGAAAACACUGAAGAUGGUGAAUUGAUGAGAUUCCUUCCAUUUCUUCCCUCCUACCUCAGUUGGAAUUAAGAACUGGCAAACCCACCUCCAUUGGGACCAGAAUGUUGUUAAAAGUACAGUGGUGCCUCGCAUAACGAGUGCACCGUUUAAUGAUGAAUCUGCAUAGUGAUGCGGAUUU